GGCGGGUCAACCUAGCCGCCAUGUUUGUUUGAAAUGCCGUUUAUCGCAGGUAGCUUUUAGCCCGAGCAACACAUUCCCCGCAUAAAGUACGAAGAACUCGCAGAAAUUACAUGUUUGCGUUCUGAAAUCGAACUUGUUUCUGCAGAAUAGACCAUAGAAGAUACCAAAAUGACGGACGUGUCAACGAAGGAUUUAGACAUUGAAAUUGAGCAGCUCAAUGACUGCAAACAGCUCCAGGAAAAUCAAGUGAAACAUCUUUGCGAGAUGGCCAAAGAAAUCCUGACCAAGGAAUCCAACGUACAAGAGGUUAAAUGCCCGGUCACAGUCUGCGGUGAUGUCCACGGUCAGUUCCACGACCUCAUGGAACUCUUCCGUAUAGGAGGACGCUCCCCAAACACAAAUUACCUUUUCAUGGGCGACUACGUAGACAGGGGUUACUAUUCGGUGGAAACUGUAACGCUUCUGGUUUGUUUGAAGGUUAGGUACCGGGAACGAAUAACCAUCCUGAGAGGGAACCAUGAAAGCAGGCAAAUCACACAAGUCUAUGGCUUCUACGAUGAAUGUCUACGAAAGUAUGGUAAUGCUAAUGUUUGGAAGUACUUCACAGAUCUGUUUGACUAUCUGCCAUUAACAGCACUGGUAGAUGGACAGAUUUUCUGUCUCCAUGGUGGACUAUCACCUUCUAUCGACACACUAGAUCACAUUCGUGCUCUCGACCGUAUCCAAGAAGUACCACAUGAAGGACCUAUGUGUGACCUCCUGUGGUCUGAUCCCGACGACAGGGGUGGCUGGGGCAUCUCCCCCCGUGGAGCCGGCUACACCUUCGGUCAGGACAUCUCCGAGACAUUCAACCACAGCAACGGACUCACUCUCAUCUCUCGGGCUCAUCAGCUUGUCAUGGAAGGCUACAACUGGUGUCAUGAUAGGAACGUAGUGACCAUUUUCAGUGCCCCUAACUACUGCUACCGAUGUGGUAAUCAAGCAGCCAUUAUGGAAUUGGACGAUGCUUUGAAGUAUUCCUUCUUGCAAUUUGAUCCUGCUCCAAGAAGGGGAGAGCCCCACGUCACGCGGCGCACUCCAGACUACUUCUUGUAGACUUCAGAAUUUCCCCCAAGUCCCAAUCAACCUCAUCUUAAACACCAUAUCCAUUGUGCUGGGAAUGGCAGUGGAAAUAGUCCUCUUACAGUGGGAUGACCGAUGUAUCCGGUGUAAGAAUGUACCCUAGUCUGCGUUCUGCCUUUUCUCAUGGCCUCCUCUUUUGUAGGUUUUAAUCUUUCUGGGUGUUUUGUUCCGAAAUUGUUUGAAAAGUGUUAAUCUCUGCGAUAGCCAAAGAUGCAGACGGUGGAUCUCUGUAAGUUCAGAUCAACAAAUCUGACUUUUUUUUUAUGUAUGUUUUCAAGUAUGCUACUUAUUUGUAUACCAUUUUUCCAUCAUAUGCUGCUCAAAAUCUUGCUGUUUGGCUGUUGAUCGAACCAUUUCAAGAUAUGGAUUUCCGGUGGAAUUUUCAAAAAUCUUUUUAAGGCCUCAUAUAACUUGGUAUCCCUAUAAGUAGGAUAAUAUGCUUUUCCAACGAAAAUAAAAUUUUAAUGGAUGUUGUAUGUGUUACUUCCAUGUUUACCUCUAAGAAGGGGUAGAAGCCAUGAGAAAAGGAUAGAACCUAACUGGCAAGUACAUACUCCCAAUAGCGAUAACGCCUUUUACCUGGCAUGAACCUCAUGGCUCGUGCCGAGGGAGGCGUAACCUGUAUUGAAAAUACGAUCGUCUCCCUGCCGCGCUGUUGUGAAUCUGUCUGAUACAGGCCUGCUUAUAACCAAAUGUGUAGUCCACGACUCUGAAUUAAGAUUUGAUAACAUAUAACGUUAAUGAUAUGGAAUUUGUAUUAUGAUGGCGUACCAUUUGCAGGGCUCCACACAAACAGGGACCGGACGCACAUGGGCCCCAUAAGUUUACGUCUAGACCCGUAAAAAUGAUAGAAACGAUGUGUUAGGGCAUGCAUACAGACUCUAGAAUUUUCACUCCAGACCCCGUGAGUAAAAAAGUUAGUGUAGAGCUCUGCAUUAAGAUUACAUGUGCAGCUCACUUCGAAUAGGGCAGUGAGAUAAUCAGCACAUGGGACACAUAGCUUCGAUAGAGGAAUUAAAGUUGUAUCCAUGAAGUGGUUCUCCACUGAUGUUCAAGUUUUCGUAGAGAUGGGAUGUAGACGAGGGUGGAGAUUAGCUUACUCACCUACAUGUUCUCUACUGGAAGUCAGAGGGCGCAAACCCAUAUCCUUCAAUACAGUGUCUAAAGCCCUUCUGGCUCUUAACAGAUGGAAUCUCCAUUCAUUCUUUUCUUUAGUGAUAGAUAGAUUUUCAAGAUGGGCGGCUUUUGGUUUAGUUUAAUUUCUUGUUUUUUCCUUCAAAGAAAUAGGUACAGAUGAAAAGGGCCAUUUCCCAACUCCAUGUGAUGUGCAAGAAUACCACUACGAAAAGGUCAUUUUCAAGACAUGUACUUUUGGUCUCAUACUAAUUUCCAAAGUCCAAACUUUUGUUUCACACAAAGGUCAUUCCUGUGUGUUGCUUUUUUUUCAAUUUUUCUUUUAUUCUUCAUUUCUUUAAAAAACAUUUUCAUCUACGCUACCCUGUAAACUACUUAAAAAUACCAGAACAUAAUUUGAUUUUUGAUUAAAAAAAAUAAAUUCUGUAGUCUAUUCUUUCAUUUCCCUUUGAUUAAAAAAAAAGGACCAUUGUUUCCAAGGUGAAAUUUAGAGAAAAAGACAGGGAAAUAUAGUUGCUUGAAAACUUCUUACUAUAAUGCAAUUUGUAUUAUUUUAUGAUAGUUAAAAAUAGGAGGUUGAUAGGAUUAGUAAAUGUAUUUGCAAUUUUCUAAUACACUAUAAACUUUGGUUGUUGUUGUUGUAUGUCGGGUUAUCAAUCGAGGUAAGAUUUGUAUUUUUUCUUCCCCCAUAUAUGAUUCCAUACACGGACUAGGAAGACAUUAUACAUAAACUGAAAACAAACAGUGACAAUACUAGCAAAUGUUAUCUUAUUGGCGAAUGGUCUAAUUAUCUGACUUGGAUGCACUCCUGUUUUCUUUGAAGAUGUCUUUUUGGAGAGUGGAUACAUGUAACUGCGUUGGUAUUUGUAAGAUGAUUUCAUAGGAUACUCAGAUGAUGUGUUGAUUGUAGCAGUCUAAACUGUAGAUAAGUAAAAAAAAAAAAAAAUUGAAAUGGUAACAAAUUACAAGUAGUUGUAUUGUCUAAUCGGACUCUAAUGGCAAUUAUCAACUUAUGAAAUGUCUAUUCAGUAUGAGGCAAUUCUUACAUGAAAGUAGACGAACAAGUUAUUUACUCAAAAUCAUUUAAUACUAGUUACAUGUAUAUUUUGUUAUUGCUUUUUUUGAGAUGCAGCCUCCUGUUAAGUAAUUUGGGGGGCUGCAUUUAAAUUUAGCUAUUGAGGAAAGAAAAUGCAUUGUGUCAGACGGAACUGAUUUAUCAGGCUGCGUUUUAAAUUAUUGAAGUUUUCGUAAAAUGAAAUGUUUUUGUAUGUUAUAUAUAUUGAGAGUUCCUUAGAUUUUUGCUUUUGGAAAAGAGCUUAACGAGAAACUGAAUUGAGAAUGUUAAGUCUUAUUAUUGGUCUGUCUUCUACAUCUACUUGAUGAAAGACAGAGCUCAGCCAUGAUCUCUUAAGGACCUGUACUUCAUACAUUGUCACUUUUUGUGGAAACUAUCUCGUGUGUUGGCGUACUUCUUCCUCUAAGCACAUAUACCGGUACAUGUUUGAGAAAGACGGAGAUUCUAAUUUUCUUCCCAAAUCAUAUUUUGUAUCAGAUCUUGUCCACAACAGUUAUAAGUCGGAUAAAAAAAAAGUUAAUUCCAUGUAGAUAUAUUGAGAGAAGCUUUCAUCAAAACCAACUGUUUGCUAAUUACAAAAGGGUUUAAAAUGUAAUCAUCAGUUGGAAGGCUUGGAAUUAAGUGUCAAGGCUCGUUCUGAUAUAUGACGUGGCAAAAACGCGUUUUUAUAAUGACGUAAAGUAUAAUAAUAUGCUCCACAAAUCUGUAUCUUAUAACACAGAGCUUGAUGAAUACGCACAAGUCUUUGUUGUGCGCUGGUGCCAUUCAUUUACACGUUUUAAAAAACGCAGCAGCUAAUUUGCGGCAGUUAAACGCGCAGUAUCUGAACAAGCCAUUGAGAGACACGCCAGUCACUUUCUAUGUGAAAAAAGUAGUUUUUAGAUAUUACACUUCGUAAGGUGUGUUUGAUAUGAUUCUUAUGACAGCCCUGGCUAUCUCUGUUUAACAUGAUUACCAAAGUUAAUAGAAUUGAUAUCAAUUGAAUGUUUAAAAAACAAGAUUUAUAUAUAUUACGUGUAUUGCACCGACAUUGACUGUCCCUCCUAUGUUCUCCUCACAACCAAAUGGUAUUCAUUUUUAGUUCUUUCUUUUUAAUUACUUUUUAUUUGAAUGUAGCAGAGCGGUGUUAAGCUAGGAAGUCCAUUAUUACGACUUCUGUCCAAUAAGCUGGAAAGUACAAAAUACAGGCAAUUUCAAUGUCGGUUUGCUCAUUCUGUUAUGUUGCAGUUUAUGUAAAGCACCAACUUGUGUAGAUCUUUUCAUCAGCAU
Messenger RNA from Strongylocentrotus purpuratus (purple sea urchin), 4600 nucleotides. RefSeq names its product serine/threonine-protein phosphatase 2A catalytic subunit beta isoform. The transcript has 7 exons. Gene Ontology annotation, molecular function: protein serine/threonine phosphatase activity. The coding region runs from base 169 to 1095 and encodes 308 amino acids. Gene Ontology annotation, cellular component: cytosol. NCBI's taxonomy places the organism in Eukaryota, Metazoa, Echinodermata, Echinoidea, Camarodonta, Strongylocentrotidae. The record is from RefSeq and is a predicted model, not a curated record. Gene Ontology annotation, biological process: mitotic cell cycle; peptidyl-serine dephosphorylation.